Messenger RNA from Spodoptera littoralis (African cotton leafworm), 3022 nucleotides. Lineage: Eukaryota; Metazoa; Arthropoda; Insecta; Lepidoptera; Noctuidae. The record is from the annotation of a GenBank genome assembly.
AUGAUAACAAAUCAUCAGACUAUUCAGGAGAGAGACUACUUCUUACCUCCUGUGUUCACGUCUGAUGACAAUGAGACGAGGAAGAUGAUGAUGAAGCAGCAUAUUUAGAUUACGAUUAUGAGAUAAAGGAAUCAAAUUAUAAAGACUCACCGGACUUGGCAACAGUUCGGGCAGACACACAUGAUGUUCCAGUUGUAGAUGAUAAAAUACCACUGCACACUGCAAAGAUAAUUUGCCUAUUUUCUUAUUGGAGCCAGAAAAUACUUAUGUUGUCAAAAAUAAACCUGCCACGUUAAAAUGUCGAGCUGCUAACGCUUUAAAAGUAUUUUUCAAAUGCAAUGGCAUACAAACUCAAGCACUAAAUUUCGAGUUCGUUGACCCUCAAACUGGAGUGAGGAUAAUUGAGGGAGAGUGUAAAGUGACGAGGGAGAAUGUUGAGGAGUACUUUGGGAGUGACAAGUACCAAUGCACUUGUUUUGCUUGGACCAGCCGUGGGCACAUACGGAGUCAACCUGCUACUAUCGAACUGGCGUAUAUAAAGAAACAUUUCGCUCUGGCCCCACAAUCUCAAGUUGUGAAACAGUAUACAUCAGUAACGUUCCGCUGCGAGCCUCCACCAGCGGCCCCUUUCGUUCAAAUCUACUGGCUCAAGAACGGAGCUCCCGUUGUCGAAGAUGAAAAUGUGCACGUCUCUAAAGACAGAGAUCUAUUUAUUAAGCAAGCUUCGUUGUUGGACAUGGCGAACUACACAUGUGUCGCUGAAAAUUUAGCGGGAAAACGGAUGUCUGAACCAGCCUUGCUGACUGUGUUCGUUAAUGGUGGUUGGAGCGCAUGGUCAGCUUGGAUCGACUGCUAUUGUGAUGAGCAGGGAAGGGAAGCCCAUUCAGGGAGGAAGAGGGAGAGGACUUGUACGGCACCUAGACCUUUGAACGGAGGACAACCGUGUAUGGGUCCUAAUGUACAGAAGACACAGGAUUGUUUGGAUUGUGAAAUAGAUGAACUAGAUGAGUUGGCUGAUGAAUCACCGGAUUUGUUAUUAGGUCGUUGGUCCCAAUGGUCGGAAUGGUCUAGAUGCGACUUGGAUUGUCUUAGAACAAGAAGGAGACGAUGUUUGUCUAUCAACGCCUGCAGAGGAAUAGACUAUCAGGUGGCACAGUGCAAUCUGUGUGUUAGGACUUCUAAGAGUGAUCUUGAUAAUGGAUCAUAUUGGCCUCUCUUGGUUGCGUUAUCGAUAGCUCUCCUGAUAUUCAUAGUGGUUGUUUUACUGGGAAUAAAGUAUAUUAAGUUUAAAAUUAACAACAGUUCGCCGUAUGUGAAACCACCUUCAGGUUCGAAUUACUUCGGUAACGUAAUAAAGAGGACACUAACCAAUCAGCCGGACUUAACUAUACACGAGGAGUUCCAAACUAUUGAUUCUCGAAGGACACACAGACAUAUGAGCACAUCUACUAACACACGCCAUGAACAUCUGUACGAAGUACCACAGCUAGCUAACAGCUACAUCACACCCAUAGACCACGAGGUAAGAAAUGACAGAAAUGGAAGCGAAAGGAAUUACGCUUGCAAGGACAGCGUCGAGUCAGACCGAUCUGACUCCAGUUGCUUUUUGAGCUCCGGCUCAUCGUAUGGUAAUGAAAGUGUAGAGAUGACACCGUCGUUGAUAAAUAAUGCAUCAGUAGACUCAAAGUUCUUUGCUAAGCAAUUAGAAGUAGCUACUUCAAAAAUAGUUACACCAGACGGUGAUUGGUUGAAUCUUAAUAAAUGUGGAGUAAGCCUAUUCGUUCCCGAUGGAGUGGUGGAAAAGGGAGAAGAGUUAUUCUCGAUUGAGGUCGCAGACGACGAUUGGAAUAGGCCGCUGCUGCAAGAAGGUGAAAUUCAACUAAGCCCCAUUAUACGGUGCGGACCCAAAAACUUUCACUUUUGCAAGAGUGUGGUUUUGUCCUUUCCACAUUGUGCAGCUUUGAAGAACACCAGCUGGUUUCUAUCCAUCCUCCAAAGGCCCGAAGAAAUCAACUCGAGGGAGUGGCGGAAAGUUUUGACUUUGGGCCAGGAAACGCCCGGGACCCCACUGUUCGCACAAGUCGACCCUUCUAAAGUUUACCUAGUGAGCGAAUUUCUAAGCGACUUUGUUCUAGUCGGGAGAAGUUUCAGCGGUCUAGACGCGAAGUUGUAUAAAGUCGCUUUGUUUAUAUCUAAAAGAUUGGACGACAGUUACUAUAGUUUGAAGAUUCAUGUGUUUCACGAUACGCCUUACGCUUUCUACGACUGUUUCGAAAGUGAAAAGAAGUUAGGUGGCUCUUUACUCUGUGAUCCAAAGACAUUAUAUUUUCAACAGAAUUGUUCUGAUUUAUGUAUUAACAUUAGAGAUGUAGGAGUUGGUUGGAAGGUACAUACCGGAGGGAAAUACCAGGAACUGUCGUAUUCACAAGUGUGGAAUAUGACAAUGAAACCUCUGCAAUAUAUAUUUGUGUUGCAGCAAACGGAUUCAAUAAACUGUUUAGAGUUAAACGUUUCUAUUUAUCAGAAGCAGAAGCAAUCGAAUUCUGUCAAUUUCAAUUUCAAGACGAACGACUUGAAUUUUAAUAUGAAUAGUAAGAGAUUCAGUUGUGCGAGUGUAGAGACUGUUAAUAUAUUAGAGAACCCGUUCAAUUAUUCCUCGCUGAGUAAGAAGGAGGGAAGGUACGACUUUGUGUAUAAGAAUCACAGCAUUAGGAGCUAUUUUAGCGUUGACAAUAAUUACCGGACUAAUGUGUUGACCAAGUCGGAUAGAGUGAUACUGUGCAAACUAUUGGAUUCUCAGUCAGUGAAAGGGAACGACUGGAGACUGUUGGCUGAGAAAUUGAAUGUUUGCUUUUUCUAUUAUUAUUUCACGAAUACUUGUUCGCCCACGGAGAAUAUAUUGAACUUAUGGUUGUGUAGGAAUAAUGACGUGAACAUGUUGGUCAAUUUGUCGAGGAUAUUCAGGGAAAUGGGUAGGAUUGAUUGUUCUACAGUAGUCGAGAGACGGUGUUUUGCGAACUGA